Messenger RNA from Mycotypha africana, 1410 nucleotides. RefSeq lists its product as uncharacterized. The transcript is spliced from 6 exons. The record is from RefSeq and is a predicted model, not a curated record. The coding region runs from base 166 to 1323 and encodes 385 amino acids. NCBI's taxonomy places the organism in Eukaryota, Fungi, Mucoromycota, Mucoromycetes, Mucorales, Mycotyphaceae.
UAUCAUAUAUAUUGACAUUCUCUUUAUACACAAUCCUUUUGUAUUAACGCAUACAGCAUACACAAGUUAAACGAAAGUGAAUCAGUAAACGAACUUACAGCAAUUGUUUAUGAGAGAAUAUAUGUCUGCAUCUUUUAGCUAUCAGUUUGUGCAAACGGAAGGGCUAUGCUGCUGCGCAAAGAUCAUCAUAUCAUUUUCAAACCAAGCAUGCUCAUUCAGGAAGACCAGUACAUUCUUCCUUCGAGAUGCUUUAUGGACACCAAGUUACUUCGCCACAUUAUACUUGUACUGCGAAACUACUAUAAUUGGAUUAAGGCUUGUCGAAAGAUCGCAACUAUAAUUUAUUCAAUCUUCACCUUUUUUUUUCGCAUCACUACAAUGUCUUUCAAUAACAACAACAACACCCUCAACCUUGAUGCCUUGCCAGUAGAUGUUCGCAAUGCUGUGCUGGCCAUCGUAGUCAACACCAAUCAGGAUGCUGUUUGCCGUUGCAAAUUUUGUCCCGUACACAAUUUGAGUUCUACAAGAGUAGACAAACGUUUACGACUCAAGCCAGAUGAUUUGCUUAGUCCCGAAGAUGCUGAGCGAUUAAUGGAACCGAUCAGUGCUGAAGUUGUUAACGAUCAUCUGAUGGAAACGGCAAACAGUACAAGGAUUUUCGAAAGGCCAGAAGGCAAUAUGUCUACAAAGGCAUACCUGUUACGUAUGUGCCAAGAAUACCUUUCGGUGAGCACUGGGUAUUGUGACAAAUCAGAAGAAGCACUGGUGAUGGAAGCUGAGCAUCGUUACCACGCAACGUACUACAUGGCCCAACAGUUCUGUCAGCAGUUCAUAAACCACGAUCCGACGUUGCGAUGGAGCCAUCUCAGUUUGUCAAAACAAAAAGACUUUGCGGCAAGAUUUGAGCUUGCAUUGAAAAUAUCAGUACUGCACGGGUUCUCCCACUCGACAGGUGUGCCAAUUCUUGGGCAACCUUUGACCUACUCAGUGUUGCCAUCCGAAACAAAAAUAGGAAUAAAACAAAAAAACAAAAAAAAAAGUACUAGUUCGUCACCUGCUGUCAUAGUUAUUGAAGAGACUGAAGAAUCCUCAAGAAGUACGACUGACGGUGACUCUGCUUCUUUUGGUUUUGACAGUUUUCUUUCGUCAGCAAACGUAGAUGAAGGCAAUGACUCUGCUACGAUUAACGACGGUCAGGAAGAAUUAGACUGUAGUACCUUCGAAAGUGCUCUGAUCAGUUCUCCUGUUCCUGAAGUUCAAUCGCAAGCAGCCGAGCCUGAUACGAAUAACGCAGGAAGGAAAAGACGUAGAACAAGAAAAUAAAUAAAUAUAUAUAUAUAUAUAUAUAUGUCUACGUAGUGUCUCUUUCUUUUUCUUGGAAAAUAAAGUAUAUGUAACUAGUAACAAUGC